AGAUUAUCAAACUGUGUGUCAAACGGACAGUCCACAAAUGUCGUUGCUUUGAGCACCAAGUAUUUAAAAUUCAUUCAGUAACAGGUUGGAACAAGGUCUAUCAAAAAGCCCGGAAUUAUAUCGUCGAAUAUGAGAAAAUUUUUAAUAAGCCUGGUAUUACUGCUCACGAUCGUCGCUACGUAUUCCCAGGAUAUACGCACUACAAUCGUAGAUGAAUACGGAGACUCGUUUAAAGGACGAAUUAACUUAGACAUCGAACAGAGGAUACGGUCUAGCUGGAAAAUGUACGUCUUGUUCGAUGAUCCUGUUUUUAACUUACAGAUUUGGCGCGCAGCAGUAAUCCGUAUUUGUAAAGAUAACCGAGUGUACGAGAUGGCUAACAUGUUGUGGAAUGGAAACCUCGACGCUGGAAGCGUACUUGAAAUGAGUUUCCUAGCUAGAACAGUAACUGGUGCUGGUGUUUUAGGGACCGUCGUUUUUAAUGAACAUGAAGACUACUGCACUGCACCAAUCCCCACUCAACCAGAAGCUCAAGUAGGCACCACAGAGGUUCAAUUAGAAACGACUGAAGGUCAAGUGCUUACCACAGUUGCUCAAGUAGAUACCACAGUAGAUCCCACUGAAGCCCUUGUGAACCCUACAGAGGCUGGAGAGGGAACGGUAACUGUUUGCUCAACUUGUAUGUCAGACGUCGUCAUAACCAGUAGAUGGAGCGGAAAUUUCCAAGCGACUAUUACAGUGACACUUACAAAUACAGUGACUGCAUGGAAUAUGAAUAUUUAUUUCUCGGAACCAGUGGAUAGCAUAGAUGUAUACCAAGCAAUCGAGUCAUCGAUUUCGAACGAAAAUAUGGUUUACAGUAUAAGUAACGAAAAUUACAACGGUGAUCAAUCUGCUGGAGCCAUGUUAACAUUGGAAUUCCAAGCAUCAUAUUCUGGGUCAGAGCCUUCAACAAUACGAAUCGAAGAUAUGACGAACCAGCCGGAUUGCUGCACAGAGGUCGUAGUGACGCUACCGAUUCCAACGGCUGCACCAGGAGAAGGUUGUGCAACUUGUUGUUCAACAACUGCAGUGACGUCAGAAUGGCAAGGCAACUUCGUUGGCGAGUUCAGAGUGCCAAUAACACGACGAGUCAGUAAUGGAUGGACGGCAGAAAUGCACUUUUCUUCAGCUGUUAAUAGUCUAACUAUGCACGACGCAGACGUCAUUGGACCGUUGAAUGGCAAUACCGUGUAUCAGAUUCGUAAUAGGCAACAUAAUGCAGAUUAUUCUCCUGGAGAUGAAAAUACCCAAAGCUUUCAAGCAACAAUUUCAGGAAAUACGCCAACAUUUUACGUGUAUAUGGUUGGACAGCCGCAGUGCUGUGGUGGAGGCUGUGAAACAACCGAAGUAGAUCCGACUGAUCCACCACAAGUAGAUCCCACCGAAGCUCCAGUAGAUCCCGCGGAAACGCACGUAUAUCCCACAGAAACUCCAGAAGAUUCUACGAAAGCUAAAGUAGAUCCAACAGAGGCUCAAGUAGAUCCGACUGAAGCUCAAAUGCUAACCACAGAAGCACAAGUUGGCACCACAGAGGCUGAAGUAGAACCAACUGAAGCUGAAGUGCUUACUUCAGAAGCUCAAGUAGGCACCACAGAUUCUCAGGUAGAUGCGACUGAAUCUCAAGUGCUUACCACAGACGCACAAGUUGCCACCACAGAGGCUCAAGCAGAUCCGACUGAAGCUCAAGUGCUUACCACAGAAGCUCAAGUAGGCACCACAGAGACUCAAGUAGAUCCGACUGAAGCUAUAUUGCUUACUACAGAAUCACAAGUUGGCACCACAGAGGCUCAAGUAGAUCCGACUGAAGCUAAAGUGCUUACUUCAGAAGCUCAAGUAGGCACCACAGAACCACAAGUAGGCACCACAGAGGCUGAGGUAGAACCAACUGAAGCUGAAGUGCUUACUUCAGAAGCUCAAGUAGGCACCACAGAUUCUCAGGUAGAUGCGACUGAAGCUCAAGUGCUUACCACAGACGCACAAGUUGCUACCACCGAGGCUCAAGCAGAUCCGACUGAAGCUCAAGUGCUUACCACAGAAGCUCAAGUAGGCACCACAAAGACUCAAGUAGAUCCGACUGAAGCUACAUUGCUUACCACAGAAUCACAAGUUGGCACCACAGAGGCUCAAGUAGAUCCGACUGAAGCUAAAGUGCUUACUUCAGAAGCUCAAGUAGGCACCACAGAGGCUCAAGUAGAUACGACUGAAGCUAAAGUGCUUACCACAGUUGCUCAAAUAGAUACCACAGAGGCUCAAGUAGAUCCUACUGACGGUCAGGUAGAGCUAACUGAAGCUAAAAUGCUUACUACAGUUGCUCAAGUAGAUACCACAGUAGAUCUCACCGAAGCCCCUGUGAACCCUACAGAGGCUGGAGAGGGAACGGUAACUGUUUGCUCAACUUGUAUGGCAGACGUCAUCAUAACCAAUAGAUGGAGCGGAAAUUUCCAGGCGACUAUUACGGUGACACUUACAAAUACAGUGACUGCAUGGAAUAUGAAUAUUUAUUUCUCGGAACCAGUGGAUAGCAUAGACGUAUACCAAGCAAUCGAAUCAUCGAUUUCAAACGACAAUAUGGUUUACAGUAUAAGUAACGAAAAUUAUAACGGUGGUCAAUCUGCUGGAGCCAUGUUAACAUUGGAAUUCCAAGCAUCAUAUUCUGGGUCAGAGCCUUCAACAAUACGAAUCGAAGAUAUGACGAACCAGCCGGAUUGCUGCACAGAGGUCGUAGUGACUCUACCGAUACCAACGGCUGCACCAGGAGAAGGUUGUGCAACUUGUUGUUCAACAACUGCAGUGACGUCAGAAUGGCAAGGCAACUUCGUUGGAGAGUUCAGAGUGCCAAUAACACGACGAGUCAGUAACGGAUGGACGGCAGAAAUUUACUUUUCUUCAGCUGUUAAUAGUCUAACGAUGUAUGACACAGACGUCAUUGGAACGUUGAAUGGAAAUACCGUGUAUCAGAUUCGUAAUAGGCAACAUAAUGCAGAUUAUUCUCCCGGAGAUGAAAAUUUCCAAGGUUUUCAAGCAACAAUUUCAGGAAAUACGCCAACAUUUUACGUGUAUAUGGUUGGACAGCCACAGUGCUGUGGCGGCGGCUGUGACCCAUCUGAAGUAGAUACAACGGAUCCACCACAGCAGCCGAUGACUUACGCACCACAACCACAGGUAACUGACACACCACAACCACAGGUAACUGACGCACCGCAACCACAGUUAACUGACGCACCACAACCACAGGUUUCUGACUCACCUCAGCCACAGAUAACUGAUGCACCACAACCAGAGGUUACUGAUACUCAGCAACCACAAGUGACAGAUGCAUCACACCCACAGUCUAUAGAUUCAGAAGCAACCGACGGUCCAAUACCAACAUUACCUGCAAAUGCCCCUUACAAUUAUUCGGAUGUACUUUAUAAAUCCAUAUUGUUUUAUGAGGCGCAGAGGUCUGGUGACUUACCAGAGAACAACAGGAUACCUUACAGGGGCGACAGUGCCCUUGAUGACGCGGGUGACAACGGUGAGGACUUAACAGGCGGUUGGUACGAUGCUGGAGACUAUGUGAAAUUUGGCCAUCCAAUGGCUGGUGCCGCCACAGUGUUGGCAUGGGGGCUGAUUGAAUACAAAUCAGGAUACGAGGCAGCAGGAGAACUGCAGAAUAUGUAUGACAGCAUCAAAUGGGCAACCGACUACUUUCUCAAAUGCCACACGGGGACUAAUGAAUUCUACGGACAGGUCGGCGAUGGGGACAUCGACCAUGCGUACUGGGGAAGACCGGAAGAGAUGACCGUAUAUCGUCCAGCAUUCAAGGUAACGGCGCAAAACCCUGGAUCAGACGUAGUUGGUGAGACGGCAGCUGCAUUGGCAGCUACAUCAAUAGCCUUCCGGGAUGUUGAUUCUACGUACGCAGCGACGCUGCUAUCUACGGCUAGAGAGCUCUACACAUUUGCAAAAACCUACACGGGCAAAUACUCCGAUGCGAUUUCAGAUGCCGCCCAGUUUUACAGUUCAUCCGGUUACCAUGAUGAACUAGGCUGGGCGGCUGCGUGGUUGUACAGGGCUACAUCAGAAAACCAGUAUUUGACUGAUGCUGAGAACUUCUACAAUUCAUACGGGUUAGGCGGCAAGCCAUGGGCUUUUGAUUGGGACGACAAAAAGGCUGGAUUACAGCUUCUGUUGUACAAUUUGACUGGUGACAGUAAAUAUAGCGACGAUGUUGAGAAGUUUAUUGGUGGUUGGGUGUCCGGGGCAGAUGUUGACUACACCCCGUUAGGUCUGGCCUGGAGAAUCCAAUGGAGCCCCAAUAGAUAUUCAGCCAAUGUUGCAUUUCUUGCUUUGGUCGCUGCUGAUCUCGGCAUACAGGAAACAAAUUUCCGUACGUUUGCAAAGGGUCAAAUCAACUACAUGCUUGGUGAUAGUGGGCGUAGUUACGUUGUUGGAUUUGGGAAUAAUCCACCCGAUAGACCGCACCAUGGAUCAAGUUCUUGCCCAGAUCUGCCAGCUUCGUGUGGUUGGAAUGAAUUUAACUACAACGGACCAAAUCCACAAAUACUAUAUGGAGCAUUAGUUGGUGGACCGGACCAGAGUGACAACUUUGAGAACGACAGAACAGAUUACAUACAAAAUGAAGUAACAUGUGACUACAAUGCUGGCUUUCAGUCGUCAGUUGCAGGCAUCAUCAAGCUGCUUAUUGAUGGUAAUUAUGAGUAAAACGAUUAGAUGACGACGGGUUUGCUAUUCUUGGUGGUUAAGAUAUGGUAUGCCAAUAUUAUUCUAGUAGAUAUUGUUAAAAUCUAGUCUAAAAUCUCAACUGGAAGUAUGUACUGUACGCUAAAAAGCAUCUACUACGAUGUGCGCGUAUGUGCAUCGUUCUAUUUGGCGGCUUACUUAGCAAUUCAACAAAACGCAAAAUAUCUUAUAGAUUUAUUUUUUAAUGUAAUAAUACACAUGGUCUUUCAAUGAAUUUAAUUGCAGAUAAUAUUUUUAUGUGUUUGGUUCUUAUCCUUAUUUUCUUUCAGGUUUUUGCUUUGACAAUUUUUAGUGGGAGAUGAUUGGGGCGUCCACCCAGUAGAUACAUACU
This is a messenger RNA of Anneissia japonica, 5116 nucleotides long. RefSeq lists its product as uncharacterized. The coding region runs from base 130 to 4746 and encodes 1538 amino acids. Gene Ontology annotation, molecular function: hydrolase activity, hydrolyzing O-glycosyl compounds; polysaccharide binding. The transcript has 16 exons. The record is from RefSeq and is a predicted model, not a curated record. Gene Ontology annotation, biological process: carbohydrate metabolic process. Lineage: Eukaryota; Metazoa; Echinodermata; Crinoidea; Comatulida; Comatulidae.